Mesocricetus auratus (golden hamster) is the source of this 1874-nucleotide messenger RNA. It is a transcript of the gene Tapt1, whose product is annotated as transmembrane anterior posterior transformation 1. The record is from RefSeq and is a predicted model, not a curated record. Gene Ontology annotation, cellular component: ciliary basal body; endoplasmic reticulum membrane. The transcript is spliced from 12 exons. Gene Ontology annotation, biological process: positive regulation of cilium assembly; maintenance of protein localization in endoplasmic reticulum. Lineage: Eukaryota; Metazoa; Chordata; Mammalia; Rodentia; Cricetidae. The coding region runs from base 43 to 1350 and encodes 435 amino acids.
GGCUGGAGGGAGGUGGCGGGGACAGUGUGUGGCGCUCGGAACAUGGCGGGCGUCUGCGACGCGACCGCCCCGGGAGAAGGCGGCGGUGGCGGCGCGGACGGCACCGAGCGGACGGGCCGCGGCGAGGCGGAGCAGCCGGGCGGUGGCGGCCACGGCCCCGCGCCUCAGCACACCGAGACGCUGGGCUUCUACGAGAGCGACCGGCGGCGGGAAAAGCGCCGCGGCCGCGCAGAACUUUCAUUAUUGAGGUUCCUCAGUGCUGAACUAACAAGAGGGUACUUCCUCGAACAUAACGAGGCCAAGUACACAGAGCGAAGAGAAAGAGUGUACACUUGUAUGCGAAUACCAAGAGAAUUGGAAAAGCUCAUGUUUUUUGGAAUUUUCCUGUGCCUCGAUGCCUUUCUGUAUGUGUUCACCCUGCUUCCUUUAAGAGUCUUCCUGGCACUGUUCAGGCUCUUCACUCUGCCUUGCUAUGGCCUACGGGACAGGCGUUUGCUUCAGCCUGCACAGGUGUGUGAUAUUUUGAAGGGUGUCAUUUUGAUAAUCUGCUAUUUUAUGAUGCACUAUGUUGACUACUCCAUGAUGUACCACCUGAUAAGAGGGCAGUCCGUCAUCAAGCUCUAUAUCAUCUACAACAUGCUAGAGGUAGCCGAUCGUCUGUUCUCCUCAUUUGGACAGGAUAUCUUAGAUGCUCUCUACUGGACAGCCACAGAGCCUAAAGAAAGAAAAAGAGCACACAUCGGAGUCAUACCUCACUUUUUCAUGGCUGUUCUCUAUGUCUUUCUACAUGCAAUUCUCAUAAUGGUUCAAGCAACAACUCUCAAUGUGGCUUUUAACUCUCAUAACAAGUCACUGCUUACCAUCAUGAUGUCCAACAAUUUUGUUGAAAUUAAAGGAAGUGUUUUCAAGAAGUUUGAAAAGAACAAUCUCUUUCAGAUGUCAAAUAGUGAUAUUAAGGAGCGAUUCACAAAUUAUGUGCUUUUGCUAAUAGUGUGCUUAAGAAACAUGGAACAGUUUUCUUGGAACCCGGAUCACCUCUGGGUAUUGUUUCCCGAUGUCUGUAUGGUGAUUGCAUCAGAAAUUGCUGUGGAUAUUGUAAAACACGCCUUUAUCACCAAGUUCAAUGACAUCACUGCAGAUGUCUACAGUGAAUAUAGAGCCAGCCUUGCUUUUGACCUUGUUAGCAGCCGACAGAAAAAUGCAUAUACGGACUACAGUGACUCGGUAGCACGGAGAAUGGGAUUUAUUCCUCUCCCGCUAGCUGUCUUACUCAUCAGAGUUGUAACAAGCUCAAUUAAAGUGCAAGGAAUCCUGUCCUAUGCCUGUGUCAUACUCUUCUAUUUUGGGUAAGAUUAACUGUUCUUGAAUACGUUUUGAUUUUACAGUAAAGUAUGUAUAACUGCAAGAUGUAAUAGAAGCUAAGUGUACCCAAAAUUAUUUUUCUUAAUCUAUGUACUUAAGUUUGAAUCUUUAACCAAAAGUUUACAGUGAGGGCUUUUUGUUGAAGAUUUAUAUUCCAUUCAUACUUUAUUUUGGGGUAAAGUCUUUCACUGCAUUAAUUUUUCCAUAUUUAGAAAUACCUUUGAUUCUCCUGUGUGCCUGCCAAGGUUAAUAUUCAGCACACUGGGCUUGUGUGACAUCAAGCUAAUAAUGCCAACGGAACCUUCUGUGGAUUUGUUGAUCCCAACUAGCUUACAUUUCUGGUUGGGAAACACAAGCAGGAAGUAAACAGCUUAAUUUAUGAUAAUCAUACAUGGUAAUAAGAAAAUGGUGAUGUUUAAUGUUGUUUUGCUACUGUUUGAUGUUUCUCAAGAAGUGAACUAACAAAUAGCUCACCUGAGUUCUGAUGACUUCACCCAAAGGGAAAUCUCGGA